AAAAUAAUUCAUAUCAUUUUCUGGCCAUUUGGAAUUAAUGCACAGAAAGCUAUACUGAAAUCAUCACACAAGAUCUCAAUCAGCAAAAACGUCACAAAGAAAUCUUUCUCCCUAGUUCUUCCAGCUCAAUAUAAGUCAGAUCUCUUGAAAUGAAGACUUUGCAGAAGUUUAGUCUCUUCAUCAGUUUUUUAAUGCCCUUGGUGAAGUUAGCACCACCUAAUCAACAAAACUCAGACCCGUUUUAUGAGCAUGACUUGACCAUAACUGCUGAAGAUGCAGUAUUCAAGGAAAUCUAUGAAGAUACAUUAUUUAAAGAAGAUUAUGAUGACAAUCUGCAGGAUGCAGUAGAAAAUAAGGAAAACAAUGGUAUGCACCUAUUCCAUGAAAAUGAACUGCAAGUACAGAAAGAUGAAGAAGGACCUAGUGGGGGAUCAACAAAUUAUACAGAUUUGGCUACUUGUUUGGUGUGUACUUGUUUAAGUGGCUCGGUUUAUUGUGAAGAAACACAAAUUCAAAGCAUCCCAGCUCUACCAAAGGGAACAGGAUAUGUUUAUGCACGUUUCAACAAAAUCAAGAAGGUCAAAGUCUCUGAUUUUUCAGAAAUUCCCUUAGUAAGAAGAAUUGAUUUGACUGGAAAUGCAAUUCAAGAAAUUGAAGAUGGCUCCUUUGCAAAGCUUCUAUUACUAGAAGAACUUUCACUUGCUGAUAAUUUCCUUGUUAAACUUCCAGUUUUGCCUCCCAAGCUAACGUUAUUUAAUGCAAACAAUAACAAAAUUAAAAGCAGAGGAAUUAAAGCAAAUGCUUUCAAGAAGCUGACCAAUCUCUCCUAUCUCUACCUGGCAAAAAAUGCACUGGACUCCGUUCCUCUUAACUUGCCAGAGAGCCUGCGUAUUCUGCAUCUUCAGAACAACAACAUAACCAGCAUCACAGAUGAAACCUUCUGCAAAAAAAAUAAUCAGACCCGUCAUGUUCGUCAGCGCAUGGAUGAGAUAAGAAUGGAAGGCAACCCAGUCAUCUUGGGAAAGUAUCCCAAUGCGUAUAUGUGCUUGAAAACAUUGCCUAUAGGUUCAUACUUUUAAUUACUAACAAAAUUGAAAGGGUAAAUAACAGGUAAAGGUACCUUUAUAUCGCUGUUUAAAUAUGUCUUUUCAUGUUAAUAUCUUCCCACAUGUAUUCAACAGUGUAAGCAGUUAUAAUGUACUUAGUUCUACCUUAACUGGGUGAUGCUGCACCUUCUGGUUCAAUAAGCCUGAGCCUUUUUUAUUUCUAAAACUCAAAUAUGAAAGCAGCAAUGUAUUGCUUAUUCAAACGGAACCAAUCCAUUUUUCAAAUGAAUAACGGCAACAUUUUGUUGUACUUUAACACCGCAGUGUUAAGACUUCAUGGAUAAUGGUUAGCCAAUUCAGACAAAAGGAGCUUCUUUCUCAGAAGGUCAACAGUGUAACUUGAUAUGAUGUAGGAAGCAAAUAGUGCAUUAUAUGCAGGGAGAGCCAGAAUUUGAAGGAGUAGAACUUAUCUUCUGAAUAGAAGGGCAAAAAAUAAAAAGAAUGUGGAGAUUAAAAAGUUACAUGAGGUAGAAGGGGCAACAAAGGCUUCAGUUCAGAAUGGGUACUGAAGCAGUAAUCCAGAUUGUAUGAAUCAAGAAGUACCAUUUUCUGGUACUUAAGGAUAUAUGAUCUUGACAUUUAUAAGGGGGUCAUUGUGGAAAUAAUUUCUUCUGUAUAUUCAACCUCUGAUUAUGCUGAGCAAAGCUUUAUAUGUGACAUCAAAACCUGUGACAUAUAGGUUAAUCAUGGAUUAGAUUGCAGGUAGACUAAUUGUAGAUUAACUGGGGGUUGUUUUAGCUCACAAUUAACCUAUAAUAUCUGGGUUUGGAUGUCAUGUCAGAACCCCUGAUCAGAGGUUGAACAUGCAAAAGGAUCACAGAUUGUGCCUAGAAUGUGCCAUGGCAAAUCAUUGGUUAAUCAACCUAGGAACUGCUACCUUUAUGGGAGAUCUGGAUCAAAGUGUUCAAAAGUUUAUUUUCCAACACAUUACAUGAACAUUAGAAAAGUGCUAAAGAUAACUAGAGGUAUUUUAAUUCUUAAGAACUAAGAACAGAAGAGGAAAACAUCACUUUAUGCUACAAUGGGGAAGAUUCAUCUUAAACAUUAGGGAUAAACAAUCCUACCUAGGGAAGUUGUAGAAUUUUUGUCAGAGGUUUACAUAAAAUAAAAUAGAUUGGCCCAUGUUCAUAUGGUUUAGGUAUAAGAUGCCUUACUGAGAUGCUGGACAAUUAAUUUUGCAGUCUCUUGCAAGGUCUCUUGCAAAUUCUAUCACAAUAAAAUAUCAACAUAUAUCAAUGUACAUUAUACAAGUGUAUAAUAUACAUAAGCACAAGUUCUUCUGAUAUAAAUGCUUACAGUUAAAUACUAAGAUUAGGUGCCUGUGAAUAAAAAUGUUGCCAAAUUUUUAACUUAAAAAUCCAACUUAUCAAACCUUACAACUUCAAACGAGAUACAGCAGUUUGUUAGACUCUGUUGUUUAGACUACCUCCUGGAAGCAGUUAACCCUGAUAUGAAUAAUCCUGAAAAAUAUUGAUAAUUUACAAUUCUUAACAUUUUUCAAAUUCAAGUAUUAUACUUAGAGCUAGAAAACAGAUUCAUCCAUUUGGAUAACAUUAAAUGCAUUCCUAUAAUUGCAAGUGAUCACAAGGCAACAGACAUUUCUAAACCCUACUGAAUCCAUUGGAACUUGCCUCCAAAGAACCAUGCAUAGCAUUCUACAAUAAGAAUAAGCAACAUUUGUGAAAUAUUUAUUCUCUUUAGACUAUCACCCUGCUCUAACCGCUGCAUGACUGUUUCAAGGUUGUGAAAUCUUGGUUGGAAUCAGCCCAGGUUGAACCCUUCUCUCAAAACAGGUAUCAGCUUGGCAGAUUUCAGUACAAUGCUCAAAUAGUGUGCGCAUGUGUGAUAUGUCAGUUGAAGGCUUCAUUGGAAGUACUUUAUCAAUAACUUCUGAUUUGCACUCACUCUCAUUCUUUGCAUAUUUUUGGUAAGGACAGAUAUAUUAUCUUCUGAUUUAAUUAUUCACUGGCAUUAAAGACUAUAUUACAGCUAUUAAACUCUGCUGUAACUAUGCUAUUUUAACUAUAUUAUGUAUCACACCUCAGUUACAUGAUGAAUUUAUGUGAUGUGAAACAUUUAGAGAUUUCUGAUUGAUUUUAGUUUGUGUUUCUUUCCUAAUGUCUCAAACUCUAAAUGUCUAAUAAAACAAAUCACCAAAAAAAC
Messenger RNA from Varanus komodoensis (Komodo dragon), 3269 nucleotides. It is a transcript of the gene OGN, whose product is annotated as osteoglycin. Gene Ontology annotation, molecular function: protein binding. The record is from RefSeq and is a predicted model, not a curated record. NCBI's taxonomy places the organism in Eukaryota, Metazoa, Chordata, Lepidosauria, Squamata, Varanidae. The transcript is spliced from 7 exons. Bases 150 to 1079 code for a protein of 309 amino acids.